CUUUGUUCUGCACAUUUUUUGUGACUGUGGAUAUAAGCUCCGUUCUCUCUUUAUGCAUGUCCGUCUUCAUUUUCAAUUUUGUUUUUUGUCCUAAAUCUAUCUUAUCGUGUGUUGUGUGAGUGCUAGCUCAGAAGACACCUGUGUCCACAGAAAAAUGUCUAAAAUGUAAUAUGGCAAGCUCCUAUAUUCUACUAAGAAUGUCACAUUUUGAUUUAUCAGACAGGACAGUUUUUUCACUUCCCUCAGACCAUCUCAAAUGGGCUCAGGUCUGUGGUGUUUCUGAAUCAUAUUUAUAAAUGUCUUUUUUCUUUGCAUGGUAUAGUUUUAACAUACGUUUGCAUCCUGCAUUGGCUGUGUUAAUUAACAGUCAGUGAUUUUGAACACAUGCAGUGAUUUCCACUCCAGAGUCAUGUGUGUUUUUAAUGCAGUGCUGCAGUAAUGCUGUUGGAGGCUCUGAGUUUACCAACAUUACAGAGAUUUCUCCAGAUUCUCUGAUUCUUUUUAUGAUAUUACAUUCUGUAGAUGAUGGAAUCCACUCAUUCUUUCACUUUUGACACUCAGGAACAUUAUUCUGAAACUGUUGAACUAUCAGCUCACAGUCUCUCACAGAGUGGUGAACCUCGUCCCCUCUUUACUUUCCUCUCUGAAUGUCCUUUUUAUACUCAGCCAUGUUAUUUACCUGAUGUAAAUUAACCUCAUUAGUGGGAGAUUCUCCUCCAGUUUUUUUUUUUUAAAUAUAGCAUUACACAACUUUUUUACCUGUGUGGUCAUUUUUGUAUCAACUUUUUUAAAAGCAUGUUGCAAGAAUUAUAACCUUCUUCAGUUUAAAUUUGUGAUGUCUUUUUACUUUUUAAAUCAAAUGUGGGUUUGAUCAUUUAGCACCAAAAUUAUCUGGUACCAUCAACAUUUCACACAGUGUCCCAACAGUGUCCCAACAUUUUUAGAACUUUGGUUGUAUAAUAAUUAUGUAACACAUCAGCCCGAUGAUAAACAGAAAAGCAGAAGUGAAAAGGCCUUGCUCAGUGAAAUUCGAAGCCAUGUUUGCAAAAGUGAAUUAUGUGCAAAGAGGAGAAAGAAGAAGUGUGGAUCUCUGCAGCCUUUAAAAAGAUGUUGACAUGCAGCAGAUGAUCAUUCGGUCCAGCAGAGAGUCAAGGAUGAGAGGUCUGGUCUUUGUGCUGUUGGUGGCGGUGGCGAGUGCCAAGAAGUUCUGGCAGUGCGAGUGGGCCCAAGUGCUGAGAGACCAUGGGAUGGAUGGAUUCAAUGGUGUCAGCCUGGCUAACUGUGAGUAACUGUAUGUCUGUCUGCAGAGUCAUAUUUUCAGUGUCUUAUUAUUCCUCACGGUAAGCUCUGUCCAGAUGUGAGAAAUCACUGAUACAUUGAUGUCUGUCUUUGCUCUGAUAACAGCUGAUUUAUCAAAGAUAUUUUUUGCCAGUAAAACUCACUAGAUAUAUGUGAAAAAAGAUAAAGAAGAAGAAAAUAGUAUAAACCAGACACAUGCUGUAUGUAGAUGUGGUUAACGGGAGGUUAGGUCAGGAUAAUAUAAUCCUGACAGGUUGGAUAUUAUCCCUUUCAGGCCUCUUUUCCAUAUUCUGAACACUCAGAACAAAUUCACCGUUUUUAAUGUUAAAAGAUAGUCCUGUAUUUGGGCUUCAUGUUGAAAGAGACCUCUGAGCAUUUCUACUGCUGUGUUUUUUCCUUGGCAGGGCUUUGUCUGACCUGGGAGGAGUCUAAAUAUGACACCUCAGCCAACCCCACUAACAGAGACGGAUCCUCAGACUACGGCAUCUUCCAGAUUAACAGCUAUUACUGGUGUGAUGAUGGCACAGAUUCACACAAUGAUUGCGGUGUCCGAUGCAGCGGUCAGUAAUGACAAACAGCAACAUUUUACUCACCUAUCUGCUCACUAGAUAAUCAUUAUGUGGAUGUUCUUUAAAUGUCCAUCAAAAAUAGAUUUAAAAUAUAAAUUUAAAAAAAUACCAUUCAACUCAUUUUAAUAUUUUGGUUACAGAUCUUCUGUCUGAUGAUGUCACCGCCGCAAUCAACUGCGCCAAACUUAUAGUCCGCCGUCAGGGCCUCAGAGCCUGGUAAGAUCUGAUCAUAUGACUGAGUUCAGUUUUUUUUUUACCCUCUAAUCGAGGAAGGAUCAGUUACAAAAUGUCACUCUGUCCUUUUCAGGUACGGUUGGACGGACCGAUGUGCAAACAGGGACCUGAGCCGCUUUAGCGGUUGUUAAGAUGAUGAUGAGUGGUGAAAUCAGCGAAAUAUCUUCCUCACAUUUCAAAUGUUAUACCGAAUUGCUUCUUUCUUUCUGUGUCUGAUCAGACAGCAAAUAAGCUAAUCAAUAAAGCUAACUUUCCUGCAAGCAUAAAAAUGACAUCUUUAUUCUUGACCUAUUUCACUCAGACAACUCACCUUGAAAUAGUUUGAAAUGCGUUAUUACUUUGCACUGGGGGCGUUGCUGGGAAUCAAUAAUGAUCCAAAAUAUAUCUUCUUGGGCCUCAUCACAAUAGCCUGAGCCACCUUUGUACAGUUAGAAAUUAACCUAUCCACAUUUUGCAAAAAAGAGUUGAGUUUUUUUGCUACAAAAUUCAAAACCUUGCUCCAAAGAAAUUGCUGAAAUGUUACAGCCAAAAAUAUCAUUAUACUAAAUGCAAAAAAUAUUGAGUUGAGGUAUUUUUCAUUAUAGUAUUAGAACCUUUGUAUAGCCCCGGCUGACAUAUUCAACAUGAAGUUCAUUCCAAUAAACUUAUUAUGAUGAUAAGACACACUGCCUUGCCCUUUGACCCCAGGCCCUAAAUCACCCAAACACCUGCUUUCAAACUUGAUAAUAAACUUGAUAAAUAAGAAUUAAGAAUCGAGUUUAUUGUUUAUCUAAGUUUAUUGUGAUACUACUGUCAGUUUAAGAAUACCAAAAAAAUACAACCAAACAAACAUCUGAAUCCAUCGCAUCUAAAGACAUGAGAACUCUGACAGUCUCCUUUUUCAGCGUAAUGAUUAAAGACCACAUCCCUCCAGAUAGGGGGUCAGGUCCUGGCCCUCACAGUGAACGCGCCAAGCCACCCUGUAAUCACACAAAAGAGACAUACAAAAGUGUAACUCAUCUUUUCAAAACUCAAGGGUCCAUGAUCAUAUCACAACCUCUAAUUCAGUCACACGGUUAGAACUUACCAGGCUCGGAUGCCAUUGGGAUCCCUGACGACACGCUUGGCACAGGUGAUUGCUGUAUCAACAUCAUCAGUCAGAAGGUCUGUGAAGGAAAAAUGAAGAAAUCUAGAUUUGAAUGGUUAUUUGAGGAUUUCAUCUACAGUAUGCAAAAGAUACAUUUUGGUUGAUCUUUUUACAAAAUAUUUCAAAAUUUUCCUUGAAAUUAAAAAUCCAAAGAGUUUCUACUGUCAUGAGUGAGACUAGAGGACCUUUCAAGGUCAGAGGGUAUCUGCAGCUCACAUACAGCUGUAGUCCAUGUCAUUUAAUACCAACUUUACACACAUUACUGUGUCAGUGGGUAAUGUUCAGCAUAUUUUGCGUGAAACUAUGUCAAACUGAGAUGGGACCAGACUCAAGAUCAAAUGGAAAGCCAGAGUAAACUGCACAGAGCUACCAAACCCUUUGAGGCCUGUUUGCAUUUGAAUAUCACAUGUCCAGUAUGCUUUUUAAUGCGCCUUGGGAUGGAGCAGAUGGAGAGGGCAGAGUGCCUGACUAGAAGCAGGUUUAAUCAGGUUUGAGGUAUUUUAUUACUGACCGCUGCAUCUGAUGUUGCAGGCAUUAGAUUUGAAUGAGCCAUCAUCACACCAGUAGCGGCUGUUAAUCUGAAAGAUGCCGUAGUCAGUGGAUUUGUCAGUGUUGUGGUUGAUGGCCUGAGUGCUGAAGCUCGACUCCCACCGGGUCAGACAAACCCCUGCAAAGGAAAUCAAAGUUACUGUAUCUUAUAUUUUGAAUGUUGGGCUAAGAUAAACUAACCUGCUUUUGGAUGAGCAAACAAGUUCAAUUCCAAACAUUAUAAACCUUUCCUUUUUAGUUGAUGUUAAAUGAGGUAAAAUCCAUCUUUAUCAGGAUGUGUAAAAAUAAAAUGCUCAGUCGUGGCA
This is a messenger RNA of Xyrichtys novacula (pearly razorfish), 4082 nucleotides long. The record is from the annotation of a GenBank genome assembly. Lineage: Eukaryota; Metazoa; Chordata; Actinopteri; Labriformes; Labridae.